CCGCUGCUCGCUCCCCGAGGCUCCAGUUGACUUCAGGAUGAGGCGGCCCUGCUGCUCUCUGAGCCCGGAUUAACAAGCAGAGAACAGUUUUUUUAUUCACCUGUCAGCUGAAGCCAAUAAAAGAAACAAAAAACACAAGAAGCACAAGCAUCCAAGUCAGGAACGUGCAAUGCUGAUGGAAGUGUGUUACACUAAUGGACUGGAGACAGACCUUUCGCAGCAGUAUCCUCCCCCCUACUGCCAAAACCAGGCAAAGACAAUGCAAGGCUUCAGAAACUCAAGAAGAAGAGAGCCAAGAAAAAAGGCAGCCUCUCUCAGACGCCCAUCCCCUUCCGCUCCUGUUUAUCGCCUGUCAAUGAAGCCAGCACAGACCUAGAGCACAGUGACCAGUGCAGCCCACCAAGGACACCAGAGUCACUCUAUGUUGCUGACUCCUCUGUCUCCAGUUAUCCCGUUGGUUCGUUCUACAAUCACUCUGUCCCUGCAUUCCCUCACCCUCAGGGCAGUCUCAAUGGACAAACCAAUAGCUUUCACCCGCCAUCCCACCCAGCCGGGUUCAGGACCUCUGAGCUGCAAGUGGCUCCGCUGUACGAAUGCUCCUCUUUCCUAUUUGAUGAUACUUCUCCCUUCAUAGUUCCACCUUUGACAUCUUCUGCAGCAUGGCAGCAGGUUUCUGCACCACGUCUUCCCCCAGCUUUCAACAUAACUUCAAAUUCCCAUGGGUCAGUCACAACAACCUCUCCAGUUGCUAUUUCGCAGUGCAGCCCAAAAAUAUCAACCCACAGCCUGACCCUGUCCACUGGUGCCGCCAACUCCGGCAUUGACCUAACACCUUCUCACAUUGCAGGUCUCUCCUGCUCCGGUGCCCCUAUCAGUUUCAAACACUCACACACAGCCAUUCAUUCCCAGCCAGAGGGAGACAAACUAAUAUAAAGAAUGACUUUCAGAGACAGACAUUAACUAGAGCUAACGUAGCCUGCAUUGGCAACAGUGCUCUUCGGCAGAUGUCUUCUGAGAUAACAGCUUCUAAAAUAUCUCUUGUCGACGCAGUGAAAGAGCCAAAGACUGAAGCCAUGCCAGCUAAAAUCUAUACAUCAAAGGCCACAUUUUAUGAGAUAUCCAAACCUCACUCUGUCCAGGAUCUCACAGUGAUGAACCUAGCCCACCAAGGAGCCUCUUUAUCUGGAGGAUUCAGUCAGAAAGCCUCUGUGCCAUCAGUAAAAUGCUGAUCAGGAACUGUCUUCACCUUGGAUACAGAGUGUGAGACCUUUGCCUUUGGCUUACACACCAGCUCAAAUAUCAACUCCUAUUUUUGAAACGUCAAAACCCAACCCACUUACAUCGACUAUGAACCCUACUUUCAACCCCUUCCAGGAUUUACAAGCAUCAGUUAUUAAGAAAGAGGCACUAAGAGACAAUCCAGCAAUUCCAGGUUGGUCUUUGGGUAAACCUUCAGCUGUGACUGAAGCACAAAACCAAACUGAUGACAAUAAUCAAACUUUCAUCAAACAACAAAACAUGUAUAGGGAAAUAGACAUUCCCAGUACACGGAAGAGUACAAUGAAUCUAAGUAUGGUCACUUGUGAGUCACACCCCAGAGAGAAUAUGAGUAUGCAUGAAUUUCCUGUGGUUAGACCUACAAUAACACAGUUUAUCAACCCCAACACAGACCAGGUUGAGGAAAGCAAAGUUUCAUUGCUGCCAAAGGUUCCAUCAUUUCUUUCUGUACCAACAAAUCUCAGCUCUACACCUUUGAUUUCAGUGCAAGGGUCACAAAGUCCAAGCCCAGUGUUCUCCAACUAUCGUCCUCCUGUAGUGGAGGCACGCAAGUCUUUGACCUCACUUUUGGAGACACAAAUGUCAUUAGCAAGCUCGAAGCCCAAAUCCCGUUCUACAUAUUACGGACUAACUCCAGUUGAAUAUGCUGCCUAUGGUGGAAUAAGGACAGGUCUUUCGCAUGGCAGUGCUGCGCAUCCUGCCACUGAUGAAAACCCUGACAUCACCCCUACAGACAAAACUCUAGAGGACUCAGGUGUCUCAAAGCAGGAAAAACAUUUCAAUGGACUUGAGGACGUAACCUCCGUGGGACACAAAGAACUGUCAUCCCACUCAGAAGUUCCAGAGGAAGGGAUUUUCACACACUGCAAUGACAAUAUCACAGAGGAAAGUUGGACUGGAACUCAGGAUGUUGGGAUAGAGUCAGUAAAAACAUCUGCAGCGGAAACAAUAGAACCCAACGUUCCCUUUGGAUUGGCACAGAAAACAAUACUGCAAUCCACAAGUGAUGCAUCCACAACUAAAGCCUCAUACUCAGAGGCUUCAAUGUACCUAAACCAGGUGAGGUACACACAAAAGGUCUGGUGCAGUUUUUGGCAGAGGCAGGGCAAAAAACAAGCAUUGAUCCAAACAUUUACUCCUCACCUUUGGUCAAAGAUUUAA
Poeciliopsis prolifica (blackstripe livebearer) is the source of this 2439-nucleotide messenger RNA. RefSeq lists its product as uncharacterized. The coding region runs from base 1348 to 2439 and encodes 363 amino acids. The record is from RefSeq and is a predicted model, not a curated record. Lineage: Eukaryota; Metazoa; Chordata; Actinopteri; Cyprinodontiformes; Poeciliidae. The transcript has 3 exons.